UUUUCUUUCCCUUUUUUCAAUCGCAGCCAUUGAUCAAGAUUCGUCUUUGUCUGGUUUUUGGAUUUUUUUAAGUAAGAAAAAGUUGUUUAUUAACUUUUGUACUUGAAAUAUAAACUAAAAGAAUAAUGGACGACGAAUGGGAUGACUCUGGUGAUGUUGUGAUGCAGGCACCGCCAGUGCAAAACAAUGGUGGAGAUGACAGUGAAGGCCACAACUUUACAAGGGGCAGAGGAUUUACGUCUAUUGUUGAAGACGAUGAUGAUUUCAACAAGGGCAGCAAUGGAUUCGGUGAACGACGCGGUCGCGGAGGUGGUCGUGGUGGUCGCGGAGGCGGGCGAGGCCGGGGGGGUCGCGGGGGACGGGGCGGCGGCGGAAGAGAUAGAGGCGACUAUGAAAAUGGAGGGGACAAUGAUUAUGACAAUGAGGACAGAGGGGACAGGGGAGACAGAGGCGAGCGAGGCAGAGGCCGGGGCAGGGGUAGAGGCGGGCGAGGCGGGUCGCGGCCCAGCGGCGGCAGUGAUGACGACGGGGAGAACCCUGAGGGGGCCGACGGUGAGAAGAAGGCACCAGUGACGUAUGUGCCGCCGGAGCCCACUGAGAAUGAAGAAGAAAUCUUCAGCAGCACCAUCAGCAGUGGAAUCAACUUUGAUAAGUUUGACUGUAUUGCGGUGAAGGUAACUGGUGAAAAUCCUCCUCGAGCUAUAGACAGCUUCCAGAGCGCUAAUUUACGGAAAUAUGUCGUGGAGAAUAUUUUGAAAUCUGGCUACAAGAAGCCCACGCCGAUACAGAAACACGCGAUCCCCAUCAUAAUGGCUGGCCGAGAUUUGAUGGGUUGCGCCCAGACUGGCUCGGGGAAAACCGCCGCCUUCCUACUGCCAAUAAUAAAUACGCUGUUACAAGACCCCCGGGACCUGCAGACAGGGGAGCACGGCGCACAGCCGCAGGUCGUCAUAGUGUCCCCCACUCGGGAACUGACGUUGCAAAUAUUCAACGAGGCGAGGAAGUUCUCCCACGGCUCGGUGCUGAAGAUCGCUGUAGCCUACGGUGGGACUGCCGUCCGUCACCAGGGUGACAGUAUUGCUCGAGGAUGUCACAUACUGGUGGCCACUCCGGGUCGUCUGAACGACUUCGUUGACCGGGGUCGUGUUUCUUUCGAGAGUAUCCGGUUCGUUGUCCUGGAUGAGGCUGAUCGCAUGCUGGACAUGGGUUUCAUGCCUAAUGUUGAGAAGAUGAUGGGGCACCCCACCAUGGUACCUCUUAAAGAGCGACAAACGUUGAUGUUCUCGGCAACAUUCCCAGAAGACAUCCAGCACUUGGCCGGUAGAUUCCUCAACAAUUACCUGUUCGUGGCCGUGGGCGUAGUCGGUGGCGCCAGCACUGACGUGGAACAGAUCUUCUUUCAGGUCAGCAAGUAUGAAAAGCAAGACAAACUGAAGAACCUUGUCGAAGAAUAUGAAGGAAAACGCGUCCUUGUGUUCGUGGAAACGAAGCGCAACGCGGAUUUCAUUGCCGCCAGACUGUCGCAGAUACAGAAGAUGACGACGUCCAUCCACGGCGACCGCUUGCAGCAGGAGCGCGAAGAGGCGCUGCAUAACUUCAAGACCGGGCGCCACUGUAUACUAGUCGCCACCGCUGUGGCUGCUAGAGGGUUAGAUAUUAAGAAUGUAGAUGUGGUGGUGAACUAUGACUUGCCGAAAAGCAUAGAUGAGUAUGUGCACAGAAUUGGCAGAACCGGUCGCGUUGGCAACAGAGGAAUAGCUGUUUCUUUCUAUAAUCCUGACACGGAUUCUGCGUUGGUAGCGGACUUGGCAAAGAUCUUACGGCAGGCGGAUCAGACGGUGCCAGACUUCUUCCAGGGCGGCGGCACCGCUACAUACACUGGCAACAAAUAUGGCGGCAGUGACAUUAGGAAUUUCAAUAACGCAACAGCAGCGGUGGACCAAGGGCAGGAGCCUGACGAGGAGUGGUAAACGUUUGUGUGACGUGGACCUCUUGAUAAUACUACUAGACGAUCCAAUGAUCCAGUGAUUGUGUGAUUAAUGUGCAACUAGUGGUGCGUGUAAAUAUCAUUGGUGCUUGCUGACUGACAAUCCAGUGUUUAUGAAAACUUAAAUGUGACUAAACAAGUGUGAAGAUUUAGGGUCUAUGCUCAUUAGAGCCACCUAAAACUCUACUAGCACCAGUAUGCCAGAUAGCGAGACAUUUAAUUGUGAUUUAAAAAUUGGGACGUCGCGCUAAAAUCAGGAUUUCUGGCAACGCCGACUAGCACCAACGUCGCAGCCUUCAGUGUUCACUCAUUGUUGACUAGUUGUUGCAUUGUCAAUCAAUGAACAUAUGGACACAUGUCUUCUAUUCAUGUAUAGGCAUGCUCAGUCAACACAAACAAGCAUAUGAAAAGACUUCAAACCAUAUAGUUUAAGUAGCCAAAAUCAAACUUUGUUUGAUUUCUGUCCAUUGUACUAUAGUCAUAUUGACUUUUCACAAAAGCUAAUGCUUUGUUAAAGUGGAAUACAAAGUUAUGCAAUCCAGUGAAGCAGAAUUGAUGUAAUGCACAUGCAGUGAGGUGGUAGGGUGCUGGUGGCUCAAAUGAGCAUUGACCUUUAUUCUUGGACACACAAUUUAUAAUAAUGUCACCUGACAUUUCUUGAUGUUGAAUCAUAAUAUUUCUAUGAUCACCAGUGAUUUUAGAUCCAACACAUACCUGCGGUGAGGCAGAGUUUGUUGAUGCCAACAAAUUAAGUUGUUGACAUUGAAAAAAUUAUUUACAUGACAAAAAUGUCUGAAAUAUGACAAGAAUAUAAGUGUGUGUUGGUCCUUAGUCACUUCUGGUCAUAGAAAAUAUGCUACUUAUGGGGAAAGUGUAUAAACAUCCCUUAUGAGGUAGGUAUAUAUUUUUAAUGAUUAUGAUCAUAAUUUUUGCCAUAAUAUGCAAAAUUGUUUUCUUAGUUUUAGUUAUAACUCAAUGUUUAUGUAGUGAUGAUUUCAUGGUAAGUUUUACAUGGUUUUUACAAGAGUUUCCAUAAAUGUUGUUUAUUAUGUUAUGUUUAAAUAAUUAUAAUACACAUUAAUCAUUAAUGUUUCCAUUAUAAUAUUAAGAAUAUGUGUCUACCUCUGUACAGUGUUUAUCCCUAAGCUGUUUAGAAGACUGUUUCACUGUGACAAGUAUUGUAGGUUAAGAACUAAUUGUUAAAUAUUAAUUUGCUAACAUCAAACAUGUUUUGCACAACACCUUUGAUUUGAACAAACCAUUUGGUUGUACUCAUAACGAGGAAAAUUAUUAUUGUUUUUUUUUUCAUUAUUUCGUUUAAGCGUGUUGAUUUAAGUUUUCUUUAGUUUUUCUUUUUUAUAAAAAUUGUUGCAUCAAAAUUCGAAACAGCUGAAGUCGCAAGCGACGUUUAAUGAGAAUCUGUGAUGUUUUAAUAUUAGAAGUUGCUCAGUUAAAAUUUUAACAUAGUUACACAUAUAAUGUUAAGUCUAUUUCCACUGAUUUUGUUAGGAAAAUACAUGUUGUAUUUGCUUAUAAUUUUUUUUUAUAUGAAAAAUUUUAUAUUGCCUUUUGAACAUAGAAUCUCUUUUAAUUAGUAUACUUCCUUAUUAAAUAGUGUUAUCAUCAAGUUAUAUGUAAGCAAAUGCCAGUAUAUAAAUUAAUGUUGGUCUCACUUAUCUUUUGAUACUGGAAAAAUCUAUCUAUUGACUAUUUGUUAUGCAAACAUCCAUUUCGGAAUUUCCAUAUAGUUAUGUACCAGUUCAGUCAAGCGAGUCGCAGGGAUUCGUUAAAUGUAGGUGGCUCAGGAUUGUGAUUUUUGAAAGUCCCAACAAAAGGCCUAUGUCCUGCAGUGGACAUCAAUGCCCUAUCAUAUUGUUACGAACUAGGGUUCGAGGAUUUGGAAUUAAACACCUGGUGACUCGUAUAAGACUUUAUUCCACUCCUUAAUCCAAAUAUAAGUACACACUUCCAAACUUAGGCAAUUUGUAGUCCGUUAUCGUAGCCGAGUUCACUAUAGCUCACUUGUAUCGCUUGUAUCACUUAGUGUUCACUUCACUCCGUUUCGAAGUUCACUGCCCCGAGCGUCAAGUCUGUCGUAUAUCAGGGACCGCCUGCGUGUUGUUUAUUCCGCGUAGUUCGCCAAAUCGAAACAAUAACAACAGAUAUGCAAUCAAAUCAUCUCGACUUGUAAACAACUCGAAGGGGCGAGCGAUUAUGAACCCUAUGUCUGUAGAAAAAAGGUUCUCCGUAACAAUAUCAUAAGUUAAAUAAACUACUGGCGUGUUUUAUGGUGGAAAUUAAUAUGUAACAGUCAAUUAAUUAAUUGUUAAGUGUUAAUGAUAACGCCAAGGAUCCAUGGUUUAACGUUUUGUCCGCCGGGCGUGAGUAACACCACCAAUUUCUCAACUCUGUCCUGCUACUCGGGAUUUAUUAGAAGACAGAGAAUCUUAAUAUUUCGUAGCCCUAGUUCUGGGUGCUAACAUGCGACCAAGUGAAGACAAAUAUCGUUCAAUGGCGGCGGAGUUGUCCCAGUCCCAUCUCAUUCUUCAUUCAUGAAACGAUAGUGAUAGCACAGAAAACAUAUAUACAAGUACAGAAGAUUCACUCCGCAACGUCAUUAAAAUAAAUAGCGACUCUCGGUACGACACAAUACGGCGCAAUUCAGUUCGACAAAAUUAUAAGCACGCCGUUUUAUUUACUUACAGUUUUAUAUUUAUUACAUGUACAACGUUAGGGUUGUCUUCAAAUGAAAAAUACUUACUACUAGAUUUAACGCGCGGCGAUGUUCGCAUACCUUAUAUAAAAUAAAAAAGUAAGAAAGACUUUUCAAGAAAUUGCAUAUUAUUCAAUUGCAAUCCGGCUUUCUACAAAUUUAUUUCGUAUUAUUGUUUUGGUACAUACCUAUGUGAAAUGAAACAAAUGUUGUUUGUGUAAAAAUAUAUAUAAGUUUUAAAUACAAGUCUAUCUUCGGUCUACUGUAUAACUAUGUAUACUUAAAAAAAAACAUUAUUUUAAUAUUACAUUAAUGUACAAAUUAACCAGAAAACCAUAUUAUAUCUAAUUGAAAAAACUGUGAUCAUUAUUAUUGUUAAGUAGAAUAGUUUGCUUUCGCCAUGGGCGUUGAUAAGUUGCUCGAUUUCAAAAUGGCGGACAUUUUCAUGUGAGAAGUAGAGUGCGCGCACGAUUAGUUUGCGCGUGGCCAAAAUCGGAACUGUUCAAAAGUGGCGCCAUCUUGUCGUCUAUCUCUAUCUCUUUGCGGGUAAAAGAGAUCACAAAUACUGGCAACAUAAUGGCGCCGUCAGUCGCGCGCUGACUUAUCUUGGACGCACUCUAGUAUCAGAAUGCAGGGUAUGUCAUUACAACUAAUUAUAAAAGAAGCAAAAAUCCUGAAAAGGACUCCGAUAAGUACAAAAGGGGGGAUGUGUAACUAUGUAUUACAAUAUUAUAUGACUUAAGGACAAAUUUAGUUUGUAUUACGCUUGUUUCAUUUUGCGACAAAAAUACUUUACAAAUAAACAUAAUUUUAAAUGUG
This is a messenger RNA of Bicyclus anynana (squinting bush brown), 5519 nucleotides long. It is a transcript of the gene Vlg, whose product is annotated as ATP-dependent RNA helicase vasa. Gene Ontology annotation, molecular function: RNA helicase activity; ATP binding; RNA binding. The transcript has 11 exons. Lineage: Eukaryota; Metazoa; Arthropoda; Insecta; Lepidoptera; Nymphalidae. The coding region runs from base 126 to 1970 and encodes 614 amino acids. The record is from RefSeq and is a predicted model, not a curated record. Gene Ontology annotation, biological process: cell differentiation; gamete generation. Gene Ontology annotation, cellular component: P granule; nucleus.